Harpegnathos saltator (Jerdon's jumping ant) is the source of this 7195-nucleotide messenger RNA. RefSeq names its product zinc-RING finger and ankyrin repeat domain-containing protein rolling pebbles (gene rols). Lineage: Eukaryota; Metazoa; Arthropoda; Insecta; Hymenoptera; Formicidae. Gene Ontology annotation, molecular function: protein binding. The transcript has 17 exons. The coding region runs from base 763 to 5592 and encodes 1609 amino acids. The record is from RefSeq and is a predicted model, not a curated record.
UGUUCAUAAAAAAGGAAAGAGAGAAAGGAGACAAAUAGUUUGCAAAAAAGCUUUGACAAAAAUCGAUCCAUUAGAAUCAUCCACUUGCACUUUCCUGUGAUGUGACCUUUACGCUUAAGAACAGCAGCGUGACAAAAUAAAAGAGCACGAUCACACCCUAUUUCCGCAGAGGAAAGAGACAGGCUUGGUGGGAUGAGGGAGGUACGAGGGAGAAAAGAUCGCACAGAGCUUUCUCGUACUACUCGGGGGCGAAUCAGUGCAGCGCGAUGCAGUCGAUCAGAGCACGCUGACGCGCUCGUAGGUUCUUCGUCUAGAGGGAACAAGAGAGGAGAGGCUCACGCGAACUGCUCGCCAAACUUGACUUAUUCAUCCGGGCGCUUCGUGUAUAUUUAUUUUUCUACUUAUUUAUUCGUAUCGUAUAUUACAGCUUGUCUAAAGUGUCCGAGUUGAAAGCGAGCAACUCCGAGCAACUCUCGAAAUUCCCUCUUCGAUUUUCACAAUCUCGCGUUUAGUCACUUCCCGUUCGUUCUAUUCGCAACGACGGAUCUGGUCCGGAUAACUAUAUGUCCGUGUCUAUCCUACUGCACGGAGGAAUCGAAGAAGAAGAAAGAAAGAAAGAAAGUGUCGUAUACGCGUGAAACGUGAGAAUCCCAAAAGGACUCGACAGCCCGACGCCGAUGCUAUUUCGAGGCUGGGACGUACCGUUCGUCAUCGAAUGUACAGCGAAUAUACUGAAAAUUGAACCGACUGAAGAGAAAAAACAUGAGAUCGAGGGAUUCAAUCGUAUGCACGCCAGUGUCCCUCGAGCCUGACACCGACGAUGAGGAGACGUUGGUUAACGCGGAAGUCUACAAGAAUGAUCUGGCGCAGAUACGAGCGUUGGUCGAGUCGACGGGGAUGCUGGGCGGUUCCACUUGUCCGUCAUGCGAGAUGCCGUUCGACAAGGGCAAGAAACGUCGUCUGAUCGACUCCUGCGGACACGAACGUUGCUACUCCUGCCUCUUUCGCAGCGAAGCCUGUCCGCUCUGUCUGCGCGGUACUGAUUUCAACAACGACGACGACGACGACGACGACGACGGACUUGAGGAGCCUCUCGGGGACGAGUUCGCUGCUUCCACGGCUCCUCCGUUGUCCAUUUUUGCGCCUACGGAUGGCUGGCUUGACGAGUCAUCAACGGUCAACUCUCUCUGCGGCAGCCCCAGGCCACGCACUAAAGUCACCACUAGGGCUAAUCUGCCAUUGCGAAUUACACACCAAUUGGACGGGGAAGAAAAUCUUUCAUCGACGGCAAUGGCUAAGAGCACGAAAUACAAACAACCAACAUUUUUAGAUUCUUCCAUCUUUCAAGCUCGGCAGAAACUUCAAAUGACACAAAGUUGCCCUACACCACCGAAUCAACGGAAAAGAUUCUUUCUCAAUGCAAAAGUGCUGAAAAGUUCCUUCGCUCCACAGAGAUCUUCAAGACGUACGACCUCGCCCGAACCAAUUACAAAUGAUAUGAAUCCUUCCGCAUUAUCAGCUACACACAGUUUUGGACAUACAGUUUGGAUGACUACUUCGUGGGAGGGAAAAGCGAGAUGGCCUGGCGUUGUCUUAGGGAAAAUCAAGUCCCUGUGGAACAGCAGUCAAGGCACAGCUAACGACGGGCUGAAUCAGCUUAUCGGCUCGUCGAGUAAAGUUACAGAUGACGAGGGCGGUUGCGUAAAGCCGCUUCCUUCAAAGGCCAGGAAGUCGUCACAGUCGGACCUAUAUAUGAGAUUAGGUCUACUACUGGGGUCCGGGCGAGCGAACUCGAACACAAAUGCGGAACCAGACACGUGUUCUACGCGAGUCCCGGUGCAAGGACACGACAGUUCCGCGGCUUCCUUCAGCAGCCUGACCAGCUUCGAGACGCAGACAUUGGCCUCGACGAACACGAGCCCGGUGUCUACGUUGACAGGCACUUCGAGCGAAGCAGAGGCCGCGGCGGCGCUGCGAUGUCCUAUCAAGCCAAAAGUCAAGGCAAAGGGAAAAGUCAAAUCCAGAGACUGCGACAGCGCCGGUAGCUUGGCUUCCAUUUCUACGUCGUUAUCUGCGUCUACGUCGAUGUCCAUGUCUAUGUCAGUGUCGGUCUCGGGCUUGUCAAAUGGUAGUUGUAGCCCACUCGCAUCCAGAAGACAUUCCGUUAAUACUGCGCAAGCAGAUCAAGCAGACGAGCUCAGCCAAUUCAAGAACAGACGAUCCUGCAUGAGGAGGUCAACGAGGACUAGUAACCUCAAAGGACCAAUAGACACUAGACUACGCUUCGCCCAACAUCACGCUACGCAGUUAACAUUGAAGCCGUUGUUCUUCGAAGUGCCGUUAUUGGAAGAGGACCCGCUCUUUGCGGGACGACAGUGGCUUUUACACGAAUUAGAAUCCAUGGUCAACGGCUCCAGUCCUGGUAUAUUGAUAUCCGGUUCGCCCGGCACGGGAAAGACUGCGCUCGUUCUGCAGUUAGUUGAACAUAGUUGCUUCGGCAGAAGAAAGGAGCAGCCGAGGCCCUCGCAAGUAGGCGAAGAAUGUGACGAGAAGGAGAAGCAGAGUAACAGUACGACUUUGCGGGCUAACAUUCGGCAUACAAACGAAAAGGUCCGCGAAUUAGCUUCGCAUGUCGUGGCUUAUCACUUUUGCCAAGCCGAUAACAACAGUACCUGCGUAGUGCCAGAUUUAAUUCACUCGCUAGCGGCUCAACUCUGCCAGGCUCCUCAAUUGAUCUCGUACAGAGAGUACCUCCUGUCCGAGCCUCAUCUUCAAGGCUCACUGUCGCAAAGGGAAUGCACCGUCGAUCCAGAUCUCGCCCUCUCCAGGGGAAUUAUCGAGCCGCUCUCGACUCUGAAGAAAGCGAACAGAUUACCAACCUCGAAUAUGGUAAUAUUGGUCGACGCUGUUUGCGAGGCCGAAUAUCAUCGGCCGGACAGAGGCGAUACUAUAGCUUCUUUCCUGACCAGACACGCACCUAACAUUCCUAGUUGGCUAAAGAUCGUCUGUACAGUCAGGACGCAACUGUUGGACUGUACAAAGCAGCUACCAUACACAAGGAUCUCGUUAGACAAGACUACGAACGAUGUUGUUGGUAACGGCAUCGCAAGGGACUUGUCCGAUUAUAUCAACUAUAGGCUCGUGCAGAGUCCCUCUAUACAGGCGAACGUAACCGCAUCGGUAAACGGCAAGGCGGAAUUGUCGUGCAGUGCGAGUCAGAUGAGAUUCGCUUCGCAUUUGCUCGCGUUGGCCAAAGGAAGCUUUCUCUUCGCUAAGCUGACCCUCGACCUCAUCGAAAGCGGCCAUUUAGUCGCUAAAUCCGCGAGUUACAAGGUCCUACCGGUCUCUCUCGCGCAAAUCUUUCAGUUGCAUUUCAAUUUGAGAUUCCCCACGGCAGCUUCGUUCGACAGGGUACAACCGCUUCUGGCUGUCUGCCUGGCGGCUUUGUAUCCACUGACCCUAUCUGAAAUUUUCUACUCCGUAAAUUCUCUGCAUACGAAUCAUUUUAUUUCGUGGGGAGAUUUUUUGCAGAGAUUCAAAAUGCUCUCCGGCUUCCUUGUGAAACGCUUGGACGACACGUACAUGUUUUUCCAUCCAUCGUUCAGAGAAUGGCUGAUGAGGAGGGAUGAGGGGGAAUCGACAAAGUUCCUGUGCGACUAUAGACUCGGGCACGCGGCGAUAGCAUUUAGACUGUCCCGCCUUCAAACGCCGUUGGACGGCGACAAGACCUUGGAACUAGGUCAUCACGUGCUGAAGGCGCAUGUUUACAGAGGCGUAGCUCCAUGCUUGCCAUCGCGCGAUUUGCAAGCAAUCUGGCUAACUUCGUCGAGCGAGUGCGUCUCCUCGGCGCUGUGUAUGCUUCGGAACAUCUAUAGUCCAAACGUAAAGGUAUCGCGAUUGCUCCUGCUGGCGGGUGCAUCUCCGAACCACAUCACCGAGUAUCUGGGCAGUGCACCGGCUUUAUGCAUGUACGCGCAUGAAGGUUCCGUCGAGAUGGUGUCACUUCUCCUCGAGUUCGGCGCCGAUGUCGAACUGACCAACAGCCAGGGUUGUACUGCGCUUUCACUUGCGGCUGCCCGCGGUCACUGUGACGUCGUCCGAAGACUGGCUGCCGCUGGAGCGUCAUUGGGACACGCGGACAUGGCCGGCCAGUGUCCGUUGGUGCAUGCAGCCAGACACGGAAGGUUGUCCGUAGUCGGAUACCUGCUCGCCUGUGACUGGGUGGUGCCUGCCAGCGAAGCACAAGGGCACAAGGGCGCGGAAGGUCGUCCUGUGGAAACAGGCAGAGAGGAAGCCGCUCAACAGGCUGUCGUUGCAGCUGCGUCACAGGGCCACGAAGCCGUUGUAGAAUAUCUUCUGGAUAUGGCCGAGGUUAUCGUGGAUCGUCCUGAUACGUUGAUAGGCGAGACCGCUUUGACAAUCGCUGCUGCGAACGGCUCAACCGCGACAGUCUCUGCCCUCUCAGCCCGCGGUGCUAAUCCGACAGUUGUCAACGCGAAAGGCCUUUCCCCAUUGAUGCUUGCCGCUAGGGAAGGACACUGGGGCACCGCCGAACGGCUCUUGCAAGGAGUUUUGUCCGUCAGCAAAGACAUAGUGUCGGACGAUGCUUCAUCGCUUUUGGAACAACGCGACCUCGCUGGCCGUACCGCGUUGAUGUUCGCCGCCUCGGAAGGUCAUACCAAUCUGAUCGAGUUACUCCUCGAUAAGGGAUCGAUCUUGGAAACGAGGGACAAGGAUGGACUCACCGCUCUCUGUUGGGCUUGUGUCAGAGGACGUAUAGCCGCCGUGCAAAUUUUGCUGGACCGUGGCGCCGAUGUCAGUACCAACGACAACACCGGUAGAACUCCUUUGGAUUUGGCCGCAUUCCAGGGUAAUCCAAAGCUGGUACAGCUUUUACUCGAGAAGGGCGCCGCAGUGGAGCAUGUUGAUCUCCAUGGUAUGCGGCCUCUGGAUCGAGCUAUUGGUUGUCGCAAUAUACCGGUGGUGCAAUGCUUCUUGCGCCGUGGCGCUAAACUGGGUCCCGCCACAUGGGCCAUGGCGGCUGGGAAACCGGAUGUUUUGAUAAUUUUGCUGAAUAAACUCUUGGAGGAUGGCAAUGUAUUGUAUCGGAAGAACCGAUUGAAGGAAGCGUCACAUAGAUACGCGUACGCUCUCAAGAAAUUCCCAAUUUCGCCAGAGGAGGAUUGUCAAGGACAGGAGCAGAGUCACAUGAUGUUGCAGCUUCAAACUUUCACGCAGCUUCGUUUGAACUUCUUUCUGAAUCUUAGCCGAUGCAAACGGAAAAUGAACGAAUGCACCGAGGCGAUCGAACUCGCUGACGAAGCCCUCAACGUUCGAUCGGUGUCUUACGAGGCAUUCUAUGCCAGAGCUAAAGCGCGCGUGGACUUGGGCCUGCUCGACGACGCACUGUCGGAUGUUCAGGAAGCUCUACGAAACACACCAGCUCACAACAAACAAGAUCGUAGAGUACUUACGAGCUUGAGAGAAGAGAUCGUCUCUCGGAUCGAUGGUGCUGGGUCUAGUAAGGGAUACGACGACGGCAUUGCCAGAUCUCGUUUGCGGGCGUCGGUAGACACUCUCACGGAAUUGUAACGACACUUGUACAACACGGUUAUAACGACGCGGAUAAAUUAAGACUAUCGCUACGUAUCGCUUCGUUGAUUCAAGUGUUGAUUAUAAUAUACUUCAGAUAUGUCAAAAUUCUCCAGGAUAUGACUUUGAAUUCAGGAUCGGAUUUAGGGAAUGAUUGAAUGAAUUUUAUCCCAUUUCUCUGUCUCCUAUAAGAGACAUCCUUAACGAGCGUCCUUAACGUAACUCGCGCCGUAUAUAUAUACACACGUUAUGAUUACUAUUAUGAGUAAUUUAUUAUUUAGAUAUUUAAACUUUUUUUGAUCGUCCAAGCGAAUAUCUAACACGAAAGUAGCUGAUUCGAUGAAAUUUAACUGUGCACGUUCUUAGUGCGUACUUGAAAAUAUCUCUCGAUACUCUUACAAUAUCUACAUGUCCUGCCGAAUAAAAGUAUUCUUAAACGACACGUUUAAAGUAACAACAAUUGCUCGAUUCGGACAGAAGUGUACCGAUUAUGUAGUGCAUUUUCUGUCUGAUAAGAUGCGGCGGUCGAAAUACUGCGACAAUCACAGAAACCAUCAUAUGCAUGGCAUUAUAUGGCAUUAUCUUACACUUUGCAACAUUUGUCUGUCGUACAUUUUUUUUCUUUCAAAAUAUAUACUUUUCAAGAUAUCCAACCAUCCUGGCAUAUUUCGUACACUCUGUAUAAAGCUUUUAUCUGUAUAAGAUAUCCUUAUAUCUGAACGUCAACUUGUUUGAAGCAAAUACGGCUUUUGUAGCGAAAGAGUUACUUAAUACGACACUCAGAUAUCGAUUGAUUGUUACUUUAAUACAGCAUAUUUGGCAACUAUAUUGUUGACAGUCGUGCUUGCACGUUAGCAAUAAACCACCAAGUUAUUUGUUUGAAGGUGAUUGCAGAAAUACGAAAGACAUCCUGCAUCUGUUCUAUUACACGAGCAUAUAACAUUAUUUAUUGAUAAUUUUCGAAUCAAUUGCGAAUUGAAUAAAAAUUUAUAUACACGGACGCGCGUGUACAUUUAUAUGUAAUUGUAAAUUAUACCGAUAUAAUAAUUAGCUUUUCGGAAAGCGUCAUUCUAAUGAAAAAAGAUACGAAAGAAAAUCUAUUUAAUUGUCUUUUUUUUCUAAUGUCUUUUAUGUAAUAGUCAUAAAUAGCCGUAGUGUAACAAUUGUCAUUGAUUCAAACAUGGAACACAUAAUUCCGAAUUAUAUGUGACAUAUCUUAAAUUUCAGCUAUGUGUAUAUAGAAUAGUUAUGGAAGUCUCAAGUCCGGACAGGAAUAAUGUUAACCCUGUUACCGAUAGCACGAGGAAAGGCCGACGCUUUAACCUCGCAGCAAUAUUUAUGAUGCUUAUAUCUUGCCAAACGUAUACAUUCGUAUAUUAAGGUUCGUAUUCGCAGAACUAUGGAGUUAACGGAAACCAUAGACUGCUCAAGCAAUUUGUUUAAAUAUUUUCAUAAAUCGUAUUUACAAGCGUAACGGAGCGCCGUUCUUUCUUUUCUCUCUCUUUUUUAUAAUUCUCUCAACAUAAAGAUAAAAGAUAUAACGACUGUUAUUGACUCUGUCGUAAGGAGGAAAGGUAUCAAAUAAACCAACUUUUCAUUCAAA